Messenger RNA from Carassius carassius (crucian carp), 4335 nucleotides. It is a transcript of the gene tom1l2b, whose product is annotated as target of myb1 like 2 membrane trafficking protein. Lineage: Eukaryota; Metazoa; Chordata; Actinopteri; Cypriniformes; Cyprinidae. The coding region runs from base 24 to 1679 and encodes 551 amino acids. The transcript is spliced from 15 exons. Gene Ontology annotation, biological process: signal transduction. Gene Ontology annotation, cellular component: endosome; membrane. The record is from RefSeq and is a predicted model, not a curated record. Gene Ontology annotation, molecular function: ubiquitin binding; phosphatidylinositol binding; clathrin binding.
UGCUGCCCUGAAUAACGCGACCAAUGGGAGUCGUCCAAGGGCGGGGCUUGAGUGUUUACUGUCUUAUUGACUGUUUAGUCGUUGAGUAUGUUGACAAGAUGGAGUUCUUGCUGGGAAACCCGUAUAGUACUCCGGUGGGACAGUGCAUUGAAAGGGCCACAGAUGGCUCACUUCAAAGUGAAGACUGGUCCUUGAAUAUGGAAAUAUGUGACAUAAUCAAUGAAACAGAGGAUGGGCCUAAGGAUGCUAUAAGAGCUGUAAAGAAGAGGCUUAAUGGGAAUAAAAACUACAGGGAGGUGAUGCUUACGUUGAUGGUUCUUGAGACAUGUGUAAAGAACUGUGGGUACCGGUUCCAUGCGCUCGUCACCACCCGGGACUUCAUUGAUGGCGUUUUGGUGAAAAUCAUAUCUCCUAAAAAUAACCCACCUGCCAUAGUGCAGGACAAAGUACUAGCUUUGAUACAGGCAUGGGCAGAUGCUUUCAGGAGUAGUCCAGAUUUGACUGGAGUAGUCCACGUCUAUGAAGAAAUGAAGAGGAAGGGUAUAGAGUUUCCUCGAUCUGAAUUGGAGACCUUGUCCCCCAUUCACACACCACAACGGCAGCAAAGUGCUCCAGAGUUGGACCAGCAGAAAUAUAACGCCCCAGUUCAGCCCAAGCCACAGCCUCACCCUGCCUCUGCUCCUCCUUUCUCUGCCCCUGUGACCCACACUUCCCCACAGAUGCCCAAUCUGCACAUGUCUGGGCCCAUCAACCCUUCCCCUGAACAGAUUUGCAAGCUGCGCAGUGAGCUUGACAUUGUGCGUGGGAACACGAAGGUGAUGUCGGAGAUGUUAACCGAGAUGGUUCCUGGUCAAGAGGAUCCAUCCGAUCAUGAGCUUCUGCAGGAGUUAAACAGAACGUGCAGGGCCAUGCAGCAGAGGAUAGUUGAGCUCAUCUCACGUGUAUCCAAUGAGGAAGUCACAGAGGAGCUCCUGCAUGUCAACGAUGACCUCAACAACAUCUUCCUACGAUAUGAGAGAUAUGAGAGAUUCCGAUCUGGCCGAACUGCUCAAGGCAUAAACAACGGGGUGGGUUGUGUCCUGAAUGAGGCCACAGAAGAUAACCUGAUAGAUCUGGGACCAGGGUCUCCUGCAGUGGUCAGCCCCAGGAUUAGUGCUACUCCUCCGUCCAGCUUGCCUCCCUCUGUGGCUCCGAUUCGCUCCGCCUCACCAGUCACUCUCUCCUCCAGACUGGCUGGUUUGGAUGUGGGUUCCAACAGUGUGAGUGGCACCUUGACUUCAUUGACUACUUGUCAACCCCAAGAUGACUUUGACACAUUUGCCCAGACCAGGACUGGCACCAUGCCUGAGAGGAAGAACGCACCAUUUGAAGACACGAAGGCUUCAAGUGGAGUGGCCCCGACUUUGGAUGUCAGACAACAACACACUGGGGCAGCUCUUGACCAGUCCUCUGUCAUGGAUGACAUUGAGGAGUGGCUCUGUACUGAUGUGAAAGGAGAUGAAGAAGAGGGUGUGACAAGUGACGAGUUUGACAAGUUUCUGGAGGAGAGAGCCAAAGCAUCAGAGAUUGUGCCCAAGCUGCCGACACCCCCGAGUGAUGAGCUUUCAGCUGCUGCCGGCGCUUCUGCAAAUGCGAGUAAAAAGGCAGGCAGGUCUGAGGACCCUGUCUUUGCCUUGUAGAUAAGUGUUAGAUCCUCUGCUCAUGCGGAAGUGAUGGGUCAGCCGCUUUGCAGAUUCAUGAGCGUCUCCUCUUUCUCUCCUGCUUCCUGCUUCUCCAGCACAAUCAACACUACCACAACUGAAGUGAUCAAAACUGUCUCAUGAUCUAGACAUUUUCAUAAUGGACAUUUUCAUACUCUACUUUUCAUUCCAUUCAAAAUACUGUAUAAGAUCCAUUCAUAACUCCCUUUAAAAGCAUACCGUUCCUUGUGGGUUCGAGAGUUCAGUGUCUAUUUUUUUAAAUUGAUAUUUGUGGUAUAAAGCAAGGAAGUUCUUGCAAUGUCUACUACCAGAUCCGGUCAUGUCUAACUUUGUGUUCCCUGUGGUUCUGCAUGCAACAGCUGGAUAAUCCAACUUCGCUUUCCUCAUUAAUUAUCUGUAAAGGGAGCUAAUAAUCGUUUUUUUCUUCUUCUUUCUUUUUUUAGUUUUAUUUACCUGUUGAUUUGCUUUAAAGGGAUGUUAUACAUAGGAUUAUUUAUGAAAUUUCCAAUUUAUACCUCUGACAAGGUGAAAGCUAAUGGUAGCGGUUCAGCUGGCAAUUUUAAGAUUGUGUCAUAUUAUCAGAAAUUAGUACCAGUUAUUAAAUAAGUUUUAAGCAUAGUCAUUAUUUAUUCAAAUUAAUUGCUUAAAAGUGACAGAAGUGACAUGUCUGUACCACAUCUCUAAUAUUUCACUGGAUACUUUUAAAUGCUAUUUUACUUGGCAAAACCAUUGCCUAUUAGAAAUGAUUAAUAGGAACAAAAAGUAUGUAUUUCAAUUGAAUUUGCACUGAAAGAAUUAUUUGCCUUUUGGCUGUGUUAAAAGAGCUUUUGUCCAAAUAUAAAAUUUAAGCUGUCGUUCAUUUCGACUCGUCUAUUACGAGGCCGAAAACAAAUGGAGUUUCCAGAGAACUGAUGGUGACUGCGAGGCAGUUUAAAUUGGAUUUUACAUUGCACGACUGCAGCACAAGUGGUGUCGAGCGUAAUGUUAUUAUUGAGAAUGUAAUGGAUCUGCCUUAAAGAAAUGGUUGUGGUCCACUUACGGUCAUUUAACGUCAUUUCAAAAUCAGAGAUUUGGUUUAGUGAGGUGAAGUGCUGAUGUAAUAUUUUCGUUUGAGUGCUGUUGGGUACAUACUGUUUUGAUGGACCAAAUGUUUAACCUUGGCAAAUAAUUUAAGUGUAAAGUCAGCUAACUUAAGACCUAUAUUGCUUUUAAUGUCCAGAGGAGUUUUAGUUGUGUUUGUGUUUGAUUAUAUUUGUUCAUAUAGGUGAGCACAAAUCAAAGGGACGGUGCACUUUUGCAUGGCUGAUUAUUUAUGAUUUUACACUACACACAAUAUGUAUUAUGAAGCCCAGAUCUAUUGAGUAACUAAGCUUUGGCCCUCUUGCACUCAUAAUUUCAGUUUGAAAACUGGGAUUUUGAGGAUCGCCGCCUUUGGCAGAAUUAUUGGGAGUUCAUUACGCUGUGUUUGUGGACUGGAGCUGUAAGGGAAACAGUUUAGGGAUCAGGUGUCGGUGAGAUUUAGUCUUGUUAGUUAGGUGUGCUUGAGAAGAUCUAAGAAGAAAUUCAAGGAUAGCUGUAGCAGGGAUGCAGCUCGAUUAUGCACAAGCAUUAAUAUUAAAAUAUUAUGGAUACUUCUGUUGAUAAUAGGAGAUUUGAGUGACACAGUUGAUUAGUUUCUUUCAUGAGAUCUGUAUCUCCUUCUACAUAACUAAUACGUACGCUAAAAUACACUCAAAUCUGACCUCCCAUGGAUGUUAACCAUUCCAUUUAAAUGCUGUGGUUACUGAUUUUGACACUAUCACUGAAAUGUUUCAUCCUGGAUAAAAAAUAAAUAAAAACAUGAUUAAGUGAAGUUAUUUAUCCAUUGAUCAGCAUCACCUUCAAUGAAUUUUUCAGCAAUUGUGCAAUUUCAUUACUUAAUGCUGCACUACAGUUUGAUUUAUUUAAAACAAGUUUUGGCUGUAAAUUAGUCUCUGUAAUGUACAGUUUGAGAAAGCAAAUUUUAUUUAUUUUUUUCUCAGAAGACAGUAUUGGUUACUGUAUAUUAGAAUGGAGGGACUGUAAAGAUUAUAAAUCAUAGAUUUGGAGUUUCCUUUUUUUUUUUUUUUUUUUUUUUUUAAUUGACUGACUUAUUGCAAUCAGACAAAAGUGAUGCCCAGUAUAUGGUCAGGUUAUGCCAAUGUCUUUUGUACCAUUGAGAGCAUUUCUUUAUAGGAACGGCACUUUUCUUCUCUUUGAUAUGUAUUUGGAGUUGUGUGUGUGUGCGUGUCUCUGUAUCUGUGUGAACAACAGCUCUUGAUAUACUGAUGUCUGCUGCAGACACCGUGUUUAUUCUGUAUUUACCAAGGGACAGGAAAGAGAGAAUCUAGCUUUCUAAAAGGACACAUCUCUACAAAGAGAAGUGUGACUGUGUGUGUGAGAGAGCGAGAGAGAGAGAGAGAGAGAGAGAGAGAAGGGCUGGAAUAAGUUGUACUCUUUAGCAGGUGAUCAUUUCUCUGGUCAAUCUUGGUUUUACAGAUUGUACUUGUGUUGGUCUGUGUGCUUACCUGUUGUUAUACCUCAAGCUGCUCUCUGUAUUGUUUGAUUCAUGCAUGUGUUGAACUCCAAUAAACUAUACCAAGAUGGUGAUCUGUUA